AAGCGUGGAGUUACAACCUUCUUCUGCCUGAAUAUGGCGAUCUGUCCCCAGUGUCCAGAUCAAGAUGAGUCUUUAGAAGAAGACACAAUGAAAGUCUACUCUCCACUCACCCUUGAGAAGUUGGCAAGACAGAGGCUACUGAGGGAGGAGGCCUUGGCCAUUUCUGCUCUCAAGGACCUGCCCAAUAUUCUGUUCCCAGUGAUGUUUGAGGAGGCCUUCAUUAAUGGACAUACAAAGGUCUUGACAGCCAUGAUACCUGUGUGGCCCUACCCAUACCUUUCUGUAGGAAUGAUGAUAAAAAACCUCAACUUGGAGACUUUGAAGGCUGUGCUUGAGGGACUAGAUAUACUGAUUGCACAAAAGGUUCACUCCAGUAGGUGCAAACUCAGAGAGAUCAAUUGGAGGAAUGGAUAUCAUGAUAUUAAUGGCAUAUGCACUCGAUCCUAUGAAGACUUACCAGGAUUCAUGACACAGAAACAGCCAAUGCAGAAUAGUCCUGGCUGUGGGGUGAAGAAAGAAUUGAAGCUGACAACACAACUUGAACUGAUAGAGGGUAGACUUGAUGAAUCUGCCACAUACUUGUUGCAGUGGGCCCAGCAGAGAAAAGAUUCAAUUCAUCUGUGCUGUAGAAGGCUAGAGAUUCAGGGCUUAACCAAAGCCACAGUCAUAGAAAUCUUCAACUUUUUACAUGCAGACUGUGUACAAGAUCUGGAGCUGCUUCAUCUUCGUAUAGAAGAUUUGGCUUUUCUUAAUCCCUACCUGAGACAGAUGAACAAUCUUCUCGAUCUUACACUAAGUCACAUCACAGAUACCCUAAGUGAUUCAGAAAUUUCUCAACUUCCCAUAUUCCAGUGCCUGGAGAGUAUCUCUGUAAAUAAUGUCUCCUUUAUAUACGGCAACCUGAAAGGAUUCCUCAGGUGCCUGAAGAAACCCUUGGAUUCACUUAGCAUCACUGACUGUAACCUCUCACAGUCAGACUUGGAUUUCCUGCCCUAUUGCCGAAAUAUUUGUGAGCUCGAAUCGAUAAAAAUUGCUGAUAUUAGUUUAUGUUAUUUACACCUGGAGCCUCUCAGGUUUUUCCUUCAGAGAGUUGGACAUAGCCUGCAAUACCUGGAAUUAGAGGCAUGUGGUAUACAGGACUCUCAGAUUAAUACCCUGCUGCCUGCCAUAAGCCAAUGUUUCCACCUCAGAGGUGUCAGUUUCUGUAAUAACAACUUUUCUCUGCUUUUCCUGAAAGAACUUCUACACCACACAGCCCAGCUGAGCCAGCUGGAACGUGAGAUAUACCCUGCCCCUCUGGAGUGCUAUGAAAUGGGUGUAAUACUUUCACACAGAUUAGAAAACUUUUGUCCUGAGCUCCUGGACAUACUCAGGGCCAAAAGAAAGCCCAAGGAGGUCACCUUUGAAACAACCCAAUGUUCUAAGUGUGGUGGGUACUACAUUUAUGAUCUGGGAAGCCAAAGUUGCAUUUUUCAAUUAUAA
Molecule: messenger RNA, 1482 nt
Organism: Grammomys surdaster
Lineage: Eukaryota; Metazoa; Chordata; Mammalia; Rodentia; Muridae
Product: oogenesin-3-like
Exons: 4
Coding region: 34-1482 (482 amino acids)
Biological process (GO): negative regulation of DNA-templated transcription; negative regulation of apoptotic process; negative regulation of cell differentiation
Cellular component (GO): cytoplasm
Source: RefSeq, a predicted model, not a curated record